This is a messenger RNA of Leptosia nina, 5103 nucleotides long. The record is from the annotation of a GenBank genome assembly. NCBI's taxonomy places the organism in Eukaryota, Metazoa, Arthropoda, Insecta, Lepidoptera, Pieridae.
AUGAUUUUGUUUUAUUUUUCGGACAGUUUAACAUACGUGUUGCUAUUUUUAUUGUUUCCUAAGCCAAGUGUGCAGACAUGUUCUGAAGAAGUUACCAACAAAGGUUUGACGGUGCGAUGGCCACAAAGUGAGGAAGGAACAGAUAUUAAGUCAAAUCCGCUGUGUUACGACCAAGAUACGAUAAUCAUUACUAGAAAUUGUGUGAAUAAUACUUGGAUUCCUACUGCACAAGAUCUACCUCCUUGUUUUGAAUCUCUGCACAUCCCGGACUUACGAAAUAUCUCAUGUUCACCUGGUUUUGUAAAAAUCUCCGAAAGUAAUACCGAAUACUGCUUCAAGGUCGAGGAGGCAAGUAUAUGGAGUUAUCCAUGUUUACAAGGUGGUGGUGCAACGGUCAUAACAAAUCUUAGUGAUGAAGAUGCCCAAUCGGUUUUGACGACCCUGAAAGAGAUGAACAUUUCUCGAUAUUAUUGGUUACCAGCACGUCGACCGAGGCUGUUCAAUCCAAUUCUUUGGUAUACGCCAGGCAAAAUGUGGCGUCGUAACGUUGAAAGCAACAAUUUUAUACGGAUUCGAGCGUGCAUUUUCAAUUUUUAUGCCCUAUUAGACAUUGAAAAAGAAGAAGUUAUUUCAGAACGCUACACCUUGGAAUAUCCAUCUUUGUGCUUUUACAGAAAUAACAUUCAUUAUCCGGCCAAAUGUCCAAAGAACUAUAAGGGGGUUCGAUUUACCCCCGACCAAAGUAUAUGUGCAGGUAUAGAAAUGCGUAAAGAAAAUUUAACGUUCGAAAAUUUUUUAAACCAUUCAAGUCAAUGUACCCCUAUGGGUGACGAUCUGGACAAUGAUUUAAGCAGAUAUGUCUAUAAAGAAUUGGCAAAUUCUCAUGGUUUAUCACAAGAUACAUGGUGUUGGUUUUCAACAUCUUUCUUCAAACAUAUAGGUGAUGAUAUAGGUAUCUUGGAAUCUGUAUUUUCUGAUUUUCAUGUUUCUAUAAAUAAUGAAGGAUCAUUACGCCUAAGCAAAAAAAGAGACGGAACAACGUUACCGUGCUUAGCUUGUCGGUCGGAAGUAUUAUAUGAAAACACUGAAUUGUAUUUCGAGUACAAUCAAAAUCAAAAUAAAAUGUAUUUGACCGUUUAUCAUCCUUCAGGCUUAUGGAAAUAUUAUGAAAACGAUACAGGUAUUCAAUGUUUUUCCGAUGCAAAGGGCUUGGUCAAAGUUAUUGACAUAAAUCAAUUUCCAUUCAUGGAAGUAAAAGACAAUGCAGUCGACGCAGUAACUAAUGAGACUAAAACUAUAGAAAAAAUUGUUUAUAUAAUUGACUUAAUAACAGAUCAUUCGGCACAAUACUGGUGUGAAGGUCACACAAACAAUUUUUCAUUAAUCUCAACAAAAGUGGUGAUUGCAAAUCCUCAAGGCAAUGAUACGCACGUUUUUUCACUUGCGCUUGAAGUUUUUCUUACUGACGAUGAAAUAAGAAAUCACCUAGAUGACAUAAUGGAUUACAUAUGUGCAAAUAUUACAGUAAUCUUCAAUGCCGAAAAAGUACUCCUGAUGACAAUGCUUACAUAUGAUUCAGAACAAUUGUCAUUUAUUUUACACUUGCAUAUGCCAAUUAAAAACAUAUACGAUGAUAAAGGAGGCAAUAUCAAAGCUCUAUAUGAGAGAAUGCGAAAAAUUGCUGAAACUGAUCUAUCUCUACAUAACUUUACAUUCGUCAAUAUUUCUAGCUCAAUGUAUUGUUUACCAACGACAUCGUGUUCAGAAGGUGUAACAUUGGAAUGGGAACUUACACCGAUCGGUCAUAUUGCAGCUCCAAAACAAUUUUGUUUGCAAGCUAAUGGCUUACCAGUCAAACGACGCUGUUUAGGAUCCUAUAUAUCAGGAAGCACUUGGGGCAAAGUUGAAGGAGUCUGUAAUAAAAAUUAUUCUCCUUCGAACACAACAACAUUUCUGUACACGUUUUAUAUAGGCAGAAUGCCCGCCAAUGAUACAUUUAGAUUUCUUACGGAUGGUCUUGGAUACGUUUUAAACGAUCUUGGCAUAUUUAUACCGGCUGACAUUUAUUAUCUUUCCAUAUCAUUACAACAACUUGUAAAUAUUGCUCAAGGGAAUGAAAAUUCAGUAGAUAUGGGCACGAUUUCGAACAUAGCUUGGAUUAUGAAUAGAGUAAUGAUUCUCGAUAAUUCAUAUCUCCGAUUAGCGCAAACACUAAACUCUACAAACGUGAUUUUGGAUGCAGUUGGGGAAAUUAUACAAAGGCUGGCUGAAAAAAAUACGUCCAGCUUGUUAAAAGAAGAAAGCAGUGGUUACGAAAUUGCUAAACAGCCGCAAUUCAUAAUUCAAAUAUGUUGUCCCAUAACAAAGAAUGUGACAGGCAUGGCAAUAAAACAAACUGGAAACUCCAGCAGUUUUCUGGACAUGGAAAUAAUUCCGUUAUACAAAAACACUACGUAUGAAGACGUACUAUUAAUACAAGGUUUAGAGGUUGCAACGUGGAUUCCUGAGAAUGUAAUGGAUACAUUAGUUAGUAAUUCAAAUAAUACAACCAAUAGAACCGCGUCUGAUAAAAUUUUUCGGAUAUUAAUAAGCAUUUAUUAUAAUGACGCGGUAUUUCAAGCUCUAGAUCCGACUUAUUUCGAAUUAAAUAGCAGAAUAGUGGGGGUUACUAUUCCAGGAUUCAUACCUAAUUUAAAACAUCCUAUACCUUUAGUGUUUAAAAAUUUAAAUAAAACUGACUUCAAGAAAGCAUGCGGCUACUGGGACUUUAUGGUAAAUAAAAUAAUUUCUGGCUUUUGGUCGAACAGGGGCUGCUAUCUCGUUAAAACAGUGAACAGUAUAAGUGUAUGCAAUUGUUACCACCUUACUCACUUUGGUCAAUUGAUUAAUAUUCGAGAAAGAAUUAUGGAAGACGUUGACGAUAUUAAUAGUAGACAUUCUAAACCAUUAAAUAUAAUAUCUCUGAUUGGAAGUUUUUUAUCGCUAAUGGGUAUAGCCGGGAUAUGGUUAACGGCAUUCGUUUUUCAGUCUUGGAGAAAAAAGCCUGGCUCCAAAGUUCUUUUACAUUUGACGGCAGCCAUCGCUUUACCAUUGAUAAUAAUUAUUGUAUUCAACUUAGCAGAUCAAAAUUUCCAGGACGACAAGGGCAUAUACUUCGGUAGCGAUCGAUUACAAUAUAUUUGUAUUUUCCUCGGUGCGUUACUCCAUUACUCGGUUUUAGCAAGCUUUAUGUGGAUGCUCAUAACGGCCGCCUUACAAUUUAUCAGAUACGUUAGAGUACUCGGAGUCUACCGACCUUCUAGGUUCAUGAUAAAAUUCACCCUUAUAGGUUGGGGUAUUCCCAUUUUCCCAGUCGCUUCUAUAUUAAUAUUGAAGCCUAACAAUUACAUUCCGAAUUCGUCUUCAGUUGGUAUAAUUGAUACGUGGAGGGCGAUACCAGCUAACCAAGCGCUAUACGCCCUAAGAAGCGACGAUGAAGAAGGAGAAUUGGACGAAUUCGCCAGAGUUUUCGAUGACGAAAAUUUACCACGAGGCAAGUACACUCUUAACAGUAUAUACAAGUUUGGUUGGUGCUCUCGGGAUAUGGUUUUGCCAACUUACUUGAAGAAAUCCGCCAAUGUUACGUUCCCCACUUUUAGGACUACACAAGUCAACUAUAUUUAUCUCCUGUUAAGAAAAAAUUCUCAACAAUAUACACAUCAGUGCGUCGUUAUAAAAGUCUACGUUCCCACGAAGUACAUGUUUUUCAAAGGCAGGCUGCCCAUAUACUACUGCCAAGAUAAUGUACCACAGAUAAUUAGCAUGAUACGCGACUUCGCCUCGUGCCAGGAUGACUUCAAUAUGAAACCAGCAGACGGGGUUUUAAAGGAGCACACCUUUCCCUGGCUCGGUUUUGUACAGUAUAUUCACGUUACUACCUCUCUUCCACACCACAGCAAGGCGCCAAGAGUAGUUCUCAUACAUAGGCAAUUCGCCCUGGGUACAGCGACUGAUAUGCUUCAUCUGCCCAAGAAUUAUAAGCUUGGCAACGUUUUAUUUGGCGAUUAUGUGCGAGAUGAGGAGGAUUGUGGGCUAACCUACACACAAACGAAAAUGGGGGUACAAUGCCCUCGUGCCUACUUGGAAAUUCCACUUAUUGAUAUAAGUCCUCAUCCGGAGUACUCUAGGUUUGGAGUCGGUAACAGUCUGGCUAUUAUAAAACUGCUAAGGCCUAUUAAAUCUCAUUACAUGAUACCGAUAUGUCUACCAUCGAUAGAAGAACGCGGACGGAGGCGAAGAAAUAGAUAUAUAUUCAUGGUUGAUUAUAUAAGUUCUGUGCCAAGAGACUUCGAUUCUGAGAAAAUGGCUAAAAAGUCACUCAAAUUCUACACGCACAAGGAGUGCAGAAAGCAAAGAAUGCGAAAUAAAUUAGGAAGUGAGGGUGUGACUCAUGUCCUGUGUAGCUCUGGAUGUGGUAUUAGACCCGGGGCACCCAUGGUAACCCAUGCCCCUGAAGGAACAGUACAAGUAAUGGGGAUAGCUGCUGGAAGUGCUCCUUGCAUCAGACGUUCAAUGAGAAAUAGGCUCAAUAAAGAACCUCCCCUCUACAUAGAUGUCUAUCCAUAUGUUAGCUGGAUAAUUAACUUUGUCAGUGCUCACAUCCUACCGAGACCGUAUCCAGAGAAUUUUAAAUUAGUCGACGGUGGUUCGAGAAUGGGAAUUAACAAAGAAUAUUUACGAGCAAGGAAACCACAAAAGCAGGGGUGGAGAGCGAGGACGUACGUUUCAGGAAACACUUGCUUCAAAAGUAUGAAAAAGCAGCAGCAAGCCGCUUUUUUCUAUAGUGAAAGAUUUGAGGUGAAUGCAGACCCGCCUGGAAAGUUGAACAUUAUUAUCAAACUAUCAGCUGGCAUAGAAUGUACCAUAGCCUGCGUUCGGGUGAUGCUACCAAACCGUCUUGUCACACCUGUCGUACAAGGAGUCGGUGGAUAUAACAUAACGAUUUCCUUCAGCACAAUGUGGUUCCCAUAUAUUUUCUACUUCUCAUUAGGAAUCACCGGAAAGAACACCACAGCGACUGAUUAUUACAAAUGGCUGCCCGAACGGAAACCAGGUUAUUGGUGA